Messenger RNA from Fundulus heteroclitus (mummichog), 2493 nucleotides. RefSeq names its product potassium voltage-gated channel subfamily A member 1. Gene Ontology annotation, biological process: protein homooligomerization; potassium ion transmembrane transport. Lineage: Eukaryota; Metazoa; Chordata; Actinopteri; Cyprinodontiformes; Fundulidae. The transcript has 2 exons. The record is from RefSeq and is a predicted model, not a curated record. Bases 890 to 2365 code for a protein of 491 amino acids. Gene Ontology annotation, molecular function: protein binding; delayed rectifier potassium channel activity. Gene Ontology annotation, cellular component: neuronal cell body; dendrite; synapse.
UGUACUUGCAUGUUAAAAAGAUCAAACAUGCUUGACGCUGCUGAGAAACCGUGCGGACGUCGAUGCUGCACUCGUCCGCGUCUCAGCUCUAAUUUGUAAUUCUUGUUGAUUUAUUUAUUUAUUUAUUUUUAUUCUCAAAAAAAAAAAAAAAAAAAAAAAAAUCGCGUUCCACGUCCUGCGCCGGAGCACAUCCUGCCCGUCAUCUCGUCUUGAGGCAGAUUUCUGCUGAUGCAGGGAAUGUCUGGGGAUGCCAAGGGCUCGCUUAUCGCCCCUUAAUGCAUCUCUCCGAACUGCAGCGCAACAUCUCCUCCUGCGGUUUGCUCAUAUGCUGUUUGCUCUGCUCGCCGCCGUGCCGCUGCCAAAGCAACUAGGGGCACUGCAGCAUAGCAGUCCCCCCUUUUCGCUCCUUUUGCAACCCCUCUCCUUUAGAUCACACAGAUUGUCUCUUCGGCACGUCUCGUUUCGGAGUCUAGCUAGAUGAGGCGCUCUCCAAGGUUCUAGGCUGGUGCAACUCAAAAGUUUCCCACCUUUACCCGCCGCUGCUGCUCUGCUGUUGGAUGAUUCUACUCGAAGCUAUUCAAGACCUCUCAAGAUCAAACCACGAAGCAGCAGCAGCGACUGCUUCACAUGCACUGGGGAACAGCAAUGGUCAAGUCAGCGAGAGCCGCAGUGGAGCCGCACUGAGGCAAAGCAGCCAACCGACACCCCCCCCAUCAGCCCCCCCUCGCAACCGGGGACGCCUCCAAUGAUCUGUGGGGUGUGGGAAGCUGAGGAGUGGAAAAAUUUCUCCCAACCGUGAAUUCCUGGUCAGUCAAACUAACCGACACCCCUGCACAAUUUCUGCUCCUCCUCUUGCUCCACCCCGUCCUCCAGCUCUCUCCCCCCGAAAAUGACCGUUGUAGCGGGGGACAACAUGGACGAGACCUCAGCCGUCCCGGGACACCCUCAGGACACCUACCCGCCGGACCACAAUGACCACGAGUGCUGCGAGAGAGUGGUCAUCAACAUAGCCGGCCUCCGGUUUGAGACGCAGUUGAAAACUCUCUCGCAAUUCCCGGAGACUUUGCUCGGUAACCCCAAAAAGCGGAUGCGCUACUUUGACCCCCUGAGAAACGAGUACUUCUUUGACAGGAACAGACCCAGCUUCGAUGCAAUCUUGUACUACUACCAGUCGGGGGGCCGGCUAAGAAGGCCGGUAAACGUGCCCUUGGACAUGUUCUCAGAAGAAAUUAAGUUUUACGAGCUGGGAGUGGAUGCGAUGGAGAGGUUCCGCGAGGACGAGGGCUUCAUCAGAGAGGAAGAGCGCCCGCUGCCAGAGAAGGAGUUCCAGCGUCAGAUCUGGCUUCUUUUUGAGCACCCAGAAAGCUCAGGCCCUGCGAGAGGGAUCGCCAUUGUGUCUGUGAUGGUGAUCCUCAUUUCCAUUGUCAUAUUUUGUUUGGAGACUUUACCACAGCUCAAAGAGGACCCGAUGGGUCGAUACGAGACAUACGGGAACAUUACAAUUUACUACAAACCAAAUAUUCUUAAAGAUCCCUUCUUUGUCAUUGAGACUCUCUGUAUAAUCUGGUUCUCCUUUGAGUUGAUAGUGCGCUUCCUGGCAUGCCCCAGCAAACCGGCCUUCUUCAAGAACAUGAUGAACACGAUUGACAUUGUGGCCAUCAUCCCUUAUUUCAUCACACUUGGCACCGAGCUGGCAGAAGACCCGGAAAAGGAGGGCGUGGGGGAGCAAGCGACUUCUCUGGCCAUACUCAGGGUGAUCCGUCUGGUCAGGGUGUUUCGGAUCUUCAAGCUGUCGAGACACUCCAAGGGACUUCAGAUCCUAGGGCAAACCCUCAAGGCUAGCAUGCGAGAGCUGGGAUUGCUGAUCUUCUUCCUGUUCAUCGGAGUCAUCCUGUUCUCCAGCGCCGUCUACUUCGCUGAAGCCGAGGAGCCGGGUUCUUACUUCGGCAGCAUCCCGGACGCCUUCUGGUGGGCCGUUGUGUCCAUGACAACUGUGGGUUAUGGGGACAUGGUCCCGGUCACUAUUGGGGGCAAGAUUGUUGGAUCUCUGUGCGCGAUCGCUGGAGUCUUAACAAUUGCCCUCCCAGUGCCUGUUAUUGUGUCCAACUUCAACUACUUCUACCACAGAGAGACGGAGGGAGAGGAGCAGGCUCAGCUCCUCAAUGUCAGCAACCCCAACAUCCCGUCUGAAACCAACUCCAGCCGCCGCAGCUCCUCCACCGUCAGCAAGUCCGAGUACAUGGAGAUUGACGGCGACAUCAACAAUAGCAUCGACAACUUUAGGGAGGCAAACCUCAGAACUGGAAAUUGCACUAUUGCCACUCAGAACUGUGUAAACAAAAACAAGCUGCUCACAGAUGUUUAGGCAUCGUCUAGGAACUCUCGAUCGUUGGGUCACAUGGGGAGUAGACCAUCUGAUAGGAAUGCUUCAUUUAGCUCCCAGAGCGCUCUGCUGGCAUUAGGCCUACAACUAUACCUGGUUGGAAAAAAAAA